This is a messenger RNA of Meloidogyne enterolobii, 1745 nucleotides long. The record is from the annotation of a GenBank genome assembly. NCBI's taxonomy places the organism in Eukaryota, Metazoa, Nematoda, Chromadorea, Rhabditida, Meloidogynidae.
CUAAUUUAAGCAAAAUGCAUUUUACUCUGUACAGAUUUUUGAACACUACUAGCAGACUAUCAAACGUUGUGAAUGGAAGAUGGACUACAACACAUUAUUUACAAAAACCAAGAGAAAAGGACGAAAGAUGGAAGGAUGUGGACAUGGAACGUGUUCAGGAUGAUUUUGACGUUGUAAUUGUGGGAGGAGGACCUGGAGGAUUAUCUGCUGCUAUAAGACUAAAGCAAUUGGCAGCUGAAAAGGAAAAAGAGGUUAGAGUUUGUGUUGUUGAAAAAGCUCCAGAAAUUGGUUCCCACACUCUUAGCGGUGCUAUUAUUGAACCACAUGGUCUGAACAAACUUUUUCCAAAUUGGCGCGAAAUGGAAGAUUGUCCAGUGAAGCAACCUGUUGUAAAAGAUUCGCUUCCAGGCUUCCCUUUAAAAAAUCAUGGAAAUUACAUUGUUAGACUAGGUCAUGUAGUUCGGUGGUUAGGUGAACGUGCAGAAGAAUUAGGUGUUGAGGUUUUUCCAGGAAUACCUGCUCAAGAAUUGUUAUACAAUGAAGAGCAGAGUGCUGUUUGUGGAGUUGCUACAGCCGAUAUGGGGAUUGCUAAAGAUGGAAGUCCAAAGGUUAAAAAUAUAUGCACAAUUUUGGCCGAAGGCUGCCGCGGUCACUUAACUCGUUCUCUACUACCUAAAUUCGAUUUGUCCAAAGGACGUGAGCCAAUGACAUAUGGUAUUGGUAUUAAAGAAUUAUGGGAAGUAGAACCAUCAAAACACCGGCCUGGCUAUGCAGAACAUACAAUUGGUUGGCCUUUGAAUCGAAAUGAAUAUGGAGGUUCUUUUCUCUAUCACAUUGAGGACAAUGGACAGCCUCUUGUUUCAAUUGGUUUUGUUCUUGGAUUAGACUACAAAAAUCCAUACUUGAAUCCAUUUAAAACUUUUCAGUUAUAUAAAACCCAUCCUUCAAUUCGAAAGCAUUUGGAAGGGGGAAAAAGAAUUGGUUAUGGGGCUAGAGCAUUAAAUGAAGGAGGAUAUCAAUCAGUUCCAAAAGUUGUAUUUCCUGGUGGUUGUUUAAUUGGAUGUUCAGCAUCUUUACUUAAUGUUGCAAAAAUAAAAGGAACACAUAAUGCAAUGCUUAGUGGUUGUUUGGCUGCAGAAACAAUUUUUCAAGAAAUUGAAAAUUCUGGGGAGGAUGUCCAAACUAUAACCCCAACAAAAUAUGAAAAAGAAUUGGCAGAAUCAUCUGUAAUGAAAGAACUACGUCAAUCUAGAAAUGUUCGGCCAUCUUUUGGAAGUUCUUUGGGAUUGUGGGGUGGAUUGGCUUAUACGGGGACUUUCUUUGCUUUAGGAAUAGAACCUUGGACUUUUAAACAUGGACAUAAAGAUAAUGAGAGUAUUGAACUAAAACAAAAACAUAAACAAAUAGAAUAUCCAAAACCGGAUGGAAAAAUUACUUUUGACCUCCUUUCUUCUGUUCAUUUAACUGGUACAAAUCAUGAAGAAGACCAACCUGCACAUUUAACGCUUAAAGAUGAUACAAUUCCUGAAGAUGUUAAUUUACAGCUUUAUGAUGGACCAGAAGGAAAAUAUUGUCCAGCUGGUGUUUACGAAUUCGUACAAAAAGAAGGCGGAAAAGAAGGUGAAAUGCGUUUACAAAUAAAUGCUCAAAAUUGUAUUCACUGCAAAACUUGUGACAUAAAGGACCCUUUACAGAAUAUUUAUUGGGUAGCGCCGGAAGGAGGUAGAACAAAUUUUUUUAAUUAA